This is a messenger RNA of Hylaeus anthracinus, 4141 nucleotides long. Its product is annotated as heterogeneous nuclear ribonucleoprotein U. Gene Ontology annotation, molecular function: protein binding. The record is from RefSeq and is a predicted model, not a curated record. The transcript is spliced from 10 exons. NCBI's taxonomy places the organism in Eukaryota, Metazoa, Arthropoda, Insecta, Hymenoptera, Colletidae. The coding region runs from base 137 to 3277 and encodes 1046 amino acids.
CGUAACGCGUUGUUUGCAGUUGUAUCGCCAUAUUGUAUAUUUAACGCGGGUCACUGGCGCGUGUAUGGGCUUUCCGUGAGAUUUUCCGUUGAAUAAAAGUGCGUGAAUCGAAAAUUAUCGUGAAAUAUCACGCACAAUGGAUCCAGAAAAGUUGAAAGUGGUCGAAUUACGGACAGAACUCUCACAGCGUGGACUCGAUACGAAAGGCGUCAAGUCAGUGCUCGUUGAGAGACUUCGUAAGGCAAUUGAAGAAGAAAAUGCAAGUCAGGAUCAUGGGAAUGCAGAAAAUAUACAUGAUGAAAAUGAAGAAAAGUCAGAGUCUGCAAAAGUACCACAGACACCGAAAAAGUCUAGUAGAUUGUCUAAAACUGUUGCAGCAGUUACGCCGCGUGAAACUCUGAGUAGCAAGAAAAGGAGAACUACUAGAGUCCCUUACUCUAGGAAACGAACGUCUCCAAAGAAAUCUGAACAAAAUGAUAUGUCACGUGAACCGUCACCUGCUAUAUCAGAACCUGCUUUACAAGAGGAAUCUACUAUAUCAGAAGACACUGCAGCAGAUGAAGCUACAGUCCAAGAUGAAAAAUCAGCUUCAUUGGAAAAAGACAAUGAAAUGGACACAAAAGAAUCAUCAAAUGCAGGACAUGAAACUUUGAAUUUACCAGAAGUUACAGUGAAACUUACAAAAGUAGAUGAAAAACAUGUUAAUAUCACAGAAAGUAGUGAAUCUAGCACAAAUGUUCCACAAGUAUCUGUUACUAAGUCACCGGUAAAGUCAGACCCUACAGAUAAUUCAGACCAAACUCAACAAUCAGUGACAGAGGUCGCGUUAGCGAAAGAAACAUCGGAAGAAACAUUGGAAGAUACAGAGAUUGUAAAAGAAGAUGAAAAUAUUGAUUCAAAUAAGUUGCAGGAUGAUAGACCAGAAGAAAUUGAUGAUAAACAUGAUAGAAUAGAAGAUACAGAGAAAGAAGUAAUCGAGGAAGAUAAUGUAGAACUAGCAGACAAUGUUCAAACCAUAGAACCUGUUGAUGAUGUUAAACCUACUGACAUUCCUGAAACAGAAUUACCAACACAGGAUUCAACCGAGCAAGAACAAAAUGUAAAUGAGAGUGAUAAUGACCAAUCUCAACCUAAAGAUGAAAUUAAAGAAGUUUUAUCCAGUGACAAAGCAGAAGAGGAAGAAGAAGAUAAUAUCGACGAAAAACAAAAUGAACAGGAUAUAGAAAUGACAGAAACAGAAAUGGCAGAAAUAACAGAAAUAGCGGAAAUUAAAGAUGAAGAAGAUACAGAUGUAGAUAUGAAAGAACAUGAUAAGUACGAAGUCGUUAAGGAUAGAAAGCGGAAAAGAUCGCCUAGUCCUGUGGAAGAUCGUCAUGAUCCGCCAGCGUUGAUGCUUGUUGAAAACGAACCGGACAUCGACGAUUCUGCUUUAAUUUUAUCUUGGUAUGAUUCGGAUUUAAAUCUGGUUAUCGAUAAAGACGGAUUUUUUACUGCCACUCCUAUGCACAACGAUGGAUUUUCGCACAUGUGGGCUGGCGCGAGAGCCUCGUAUGGUUUUCUGCAUGGAAAAGUUUAUUACGAAGCAAAAAUAGUGGAGCUCUGUCCCAUCGAUGCGGAAAACAAAGAACAUCCACAUAUACUCAGGAUUGGUUGGUCUACUCCGUACACAUCGAUGCAACUCGGAGAAGAAAAGUUCAGUUUUGGGUACUGUAGUACUGGGAAGAAAUUAACAGAUAACCAGUUCGAAGAUUACGGACUUCAGUUUGGCAAGGACGACGUCAUCGGAUGCUAUUUUGACGCGACAUCUGAGAGUGAUAUCGUGCUAUCUUACACUGUGAAUGGAAAAGAUCAAGGCACGGCGUUUAAUAUCUCCAAAGAAGAACUCGGGGACAAACCACUAUUUCCACAUAUUCUAAGUAAGAAUUGUAGUUUCGCAUGCAACUUUGGUCAAGAGAAACCAUGGGCAGAAGAAGUUUUACAAGAGUAUGUUUCGAUCGGGAACGUGGACUCUCAAUAUAAGAUUCCUGGACCACGGAGACCGGGCAAGAAAGAGGAGUGCGAAGUAAUAAUGAUGUGCGGAUUGCCCGCUUGCGGGAAAACUACUUGGGCAACAAAACACACGACCGAGCAUCCUCAGAAAAUGUACAAUAUCUUAGGACUUAGUACUCUAAUCAACAAAAUAAAAGAUCCAGGCUCGUCUCAAAAAGUGAACGACAGUAGUCAGUGGGAUACACUUAUCAAUAAAUGUAGCCGUGUAUUGGAUAAGUUAUUAGAAAUGGCUCCAACUAGAAGGCGUAAUUACAUUUUAGACCAGACAAACGUGUAUCCUUCUGCACAAAGACGUAAAAUGAAGAAUUUUUGUGGAUACCAGCGAAAAGCAGUGGUGAUGGUACCAUCUGAGGAAGAGUUCAAGUUGCGUGCUGAUAAAUACAAGUCGGAGGAAGGCAAGGAACCUAACGAAUCGACGCUCAUGGAAAUGAAAGCAAAUUUCAGAGCUCCAGUUGCCGGUGAAUUUUUCGAUGUCAUCGAUUGGGUCGAACUCUACGAAGAAGAGGGCAAGAAAGUUAUAGGAAAAUACAAUAAGGAAGGAAAAGACGCUGGAUACGGUCAGCAGCAAACAAGUAAACGACAGCGACUCGAUUCACGACCCGAGAACAAUCGAGAAAGUCGAAACGACGCGCGAAGUAAUCGCGAUAACCCUCGAGAGUAUCGGGACAGACGAGGCAAUAAUUAUACCGAAAGAAAUCGCAAUACCGCUUGGCGUGGUGGUCGUAAUUCAGGCUGGACAGAUAGGUCUCAAAGAGGUGGACAUAACAGACAUGGCGGUUAUGGUCCUCCAGCUGUAUGGAGAGGAAGAGGAGCACCUAUUCCACUUGUCCAUCGCGGAAUGGACAGAAGAGGGGGUAAUGCAGACAGAAGAACAGGAAACGAUAGAGGUCGUGCUGUGGGUUCUCGUCAAGGUGGCUGGGCACCAAUGGGAAAUUAUCAAGGAUCACAACAAUCCAAUUGGAAUCAAAGCAACUGGUCAGCUAGUGGUCAGCAAGGUGGCUGGGGCCAACAUAAUAAUUGGGGGGGAUCACAACAAUGGGGAAACUGGAAAAGCUAUGGUCAAGGCUCGUACAAUCAACAGGGUUAUGGUAAUGGUAACUGGAACAGUUGGAAUCAGCAGUAUUAUAAUCAGUAUUGGGGCCAGCAACAACAGCAACAACCACAGCAGCAGCAGCAGCAACAGGGUGGACAAACUACUACGAGCGGUCAGGCUGUAAACAAACAAUAAUCUACCACAGUAUGUGUCAGAAAAGUGGAACAUACAGUAAGGCAGACACGAUGGAAAACGUAACGACUGCUUUAUCUAACUAUUCCACGAUGGGAUAUAGUCACCACCAAGAGCGACGAGAGUAUAUAGUAAGGUAUACUCCUGGUCAGUGUGUCGUCAACACCGGGUAACGGUUUUGAUUACACACACAUAUAGAUGGAGAAAUGUUUCCACGACAAUAUAUUCACGAUUUUUGUUCGUAUAUUUUUCGAUGUACGAAUCCCAAAAUUAUUGUGGUUUUAUAACUCGAGCAACAAUCUAGAAUUUAUCGCAUGAAGGCACCGUUACACAUGCACCAAGAAACAAAUUAUUUUGCAUUGAGAAAUGCAGUGCGAAAUGAAAUAUAGUGUUAUACAAUUUUAUUACGAUUUAAGGUUCAUGAUCGCGAAUGAAACUUUUAACGACAGGAACUUAUUCGUAUUACGUACGUAGUUUUUAAAACGAGCAAAAGGGGGUAACGUAUACUGAACGUCUUGUUACGGUUUUUAAUCGAAAAGAAAGACCGAUCAAAAGGGAGAGUAUGACGUAUGGGUACACUACGCAAUUAGCACUAAGAUUAAAAUACUUGCAAUGAGUUAUCGCUCUCGGAAAAGAAUCGUGUAAAUAUGUACAGAUUUUCAAACGUAUUGCACGAUACGUUUAUUGGAAAUCUAUUUAUAUAUUAAGAAAAGUACCAUGUAAUAAAAAAAAAAAUACAGAUUAACGUUCUCAAUACAAGAGAGUAAUAUUGUAUAUGAUUUUGUCUUAUCUUUCUAUACUACUGAAAUGAUGUACAAAAAAGAGAAUAUCGUGUCACGAAUAAAUUAUUAUUGGAUUUGAUUCAUA